UUUACUUUACGGCUAUGCUCUUUGUAUACGGUCGCAUUCUCAGUCACUGGCUCGUGAAUACAGUAACUUCAGAUAAAAUAUUCUAUAGGCUUGUGAGCAGGCUCAUCAAGUAUCAGAUGGUUAUUUGUUAUUUCUUAUACAUGGCAGGUGUCAUGUGGUUCAUUCUUACACUAAAGAAGAAGAUGUACAAGUAUCAAUUUGGGCAGUUUGCAUGGACACACAUGAUACUCAUUGUUGUUUUCACUCAGUCUGCAUUUACCGUGGCCAACAUUUUUGAAGGCAUCUUCUGGUUCCUUCUCCCAGCAUCACUAAUUGCUGUCAAUGUUGUUGCAGCAUAUUUCUUCGGUUUCUUCUUCGGGAAAACUCCUUUGAUCAAGAUAUCUCCUAAGAAAACAUGGGAGGGUUUCAUUGGUGCAUCAGUUGCAACUACCAUCUCAGCAUUUUUGCUUGCAAAUAUCUAUGGUAGUUUUCAGUGGCUGACAUGUCCAAGGAAGGAUUUAUCAACUGGUUGGCUUAGCUGCGAUCCUGGUCCACUUUUUAAGCCAGAGUAUUAUCCCUUAUUGCCAUGGUUGCCGUGGACCGAGAUAGCAAUUUUGCCAGUUCAAUGGCAUGCUUUAUUGCUGGGCUUAUUUGCAUCAAUUAUUGCACCAUUCGGGGGCUUUUUCGCAAGUGGUUUCAAGAGAGCUUUUAAAAUUAAGGAUUUUGGUGAUAGUAUACCCGGACAUGGUGGACUUACCGACCGAAUGGACUGCCAGAUGGUAAUGGCUGUUUUUGCAUACAUCUAUCAUCAAUCAUUUGUUGUUCCCCAAGAUUAUCCGGUUGAGACGAUUUUAAGCGAGAUACUAAGCAGCCUUACUUUGGAAGAGCAGCAAAUACUAUAUACGAAACUAGGACAGAUACUGCAGGAGAGAGUGUUAGGACGAGAUUGAAAUUUAUUCGAAUACACUUUGAAGGUGAAUCCAAUCGAUAUUCUUGCAGACGAAGGAGAAUAGUGCAACACUUUCUCCAUCUCUGAUGAGGACUAGACUUGGUUACAGUCUACCGAGGUCUCUUGCAUGAUCCUUCCAUCUUCGACACAGUAAAGUCUCACAGUUGGUGAACAUAGUCUUAUGGCACAAAAGAGUAGGAUGAUAUAUUCAUGUUUAUGAUCAGAAAGACAAAAUUGU
Hibiscus syriacus is the source of this 1166-nucleotide messenger RNA. Its product is annotated as phosphatidate cytidylyltransferase 1-like. Gene Ontology annotation, cellular component: endoplasmic reticulum membrane. The record is from RefSeq and is a predicted model, not a curated record. Gene Ontology annotation, molecular function: phosphatidate cytidylyltransferase activity. Lineage: Eukaryota; Viridiplantae; Streptophyta; Magnoliopsida; Malvales; Malvaceae. Bases 15 to 929 code for a protein of 304 amino acids. The transcript is spliced from 10 exons.